GAUUGCGUCACAUCCGGCGCCCGGGCGCCGCUUCCGGAAGGGGCUUCAUAGUUGUGGUGACCGGUGGGUUAUACGCUGGGCUUAGCGCGUCUCCGCUGCCUGACCAGUGGACAACACGGCGGCGUCAUGGUUGAGGAGGUACAGAAACACUCUGUACACACGCUUGUGUUCAGGUCAUUGAAAAGGACCCAUGAUAUGUUUGUAGCUGAUAAUGGAAAACCUGUGCCUUUGGAUGAAGAGAGUCAUAAACGAAAAAUGGCAAUCAAGCUCCGUAAUGAGUAUGGCCCCGUGUUGCAUAUGCCUACUUCAAAAGAAAACCUUAAAGAGAAGGGCCCUCAGAAUGCGACGGAUUCAUAUGGCCAAAAACAGUACCCUGCCAAUCAAGGUCAAGAAGUUGAAUAUGUGGUAACAGGGACACAUCCAUAUCCACCAGGACCUGGGGUGGCUCUGACAGCGGAUACUAAAGUGCAGAGAAUGCCGAGUGAGUCCGCUGCGCAGUCCUUGGCAGUGGCAUCACCUUCUCCUCAGGCCAGGACUGAUACAAAUCGGACUACAUCUGGGGGCAGUGAGUACCGCCAUCCUGGGGCUUCUGAGCGCGCGCAGCCUGCAGGAGUGAAUUCGAUGGUUAUGGAGACCGGCAAUACCAAGAAUUCUGCACUGAUGGCUAAAAAAGCCCCUACAAUGCCAAAGCCCCAGUGGCACCCACCGUGGAAACUCUACAGGGUGAUCAGUGGGCAUCUCGGCUGGGUGCGCUGCAUCGCCGUGGAACCUGGGAAUCAGUGGUUUGUUACCGGGUCUGCUGACCGAACUAUAAAGAUCUGGGACUUGGCUAGUGGCAAGUUGAAGCUGUCGCUAACAGGGCACAUCAGCACGGUGCGGGGUGUGAUUGUGAGCACAAGGAGCCCAUACCUGUUCUCUUGCGGGGAAGACAAGCAAGUCAAGUGCUGGGAUCUUGAGUAUAAUAAGGUUAUAAGGCACUAUCAUGGACAUCUAAGUGCCGUGUAUGGUUUGGAUUUGCAUCCAACAAUUGAUGUGCUGGUAACCUGUAGUCGCGAUUCAACUGCACGGAUCUGGGAUGUGAGAACUAAAGCCAGUGUCCACACUCUCUCCGGCCACACGAAUGCAGUGGCCACAGUGAGGUGCCAAGCCGCGGAGCCACAGAUCAUCACUGGAAGCCAUGACACUACAAUACGAUUGUGGGAUCUGGUGGCCGGAAAAACAAGAGUGACAUUAACAAAUCAUAAAAAGUCCGUCAGGGCCGUGGUUUUACAUCCCCGGCAUUACACGUUUGCAUCCGGUUCGCCAGAUAACAUAAAACAGUGGAAGUUCCCGGACGGAAGUUUCAUUCAGAAUCUUUCUGGUCAUAAUGCCAUCAUUAAUACAUUGACAGUGAAUUCCGAUGGAGUGCUUGUAUCUGGAGCUGACAAUGGUACUAUGCAUCUUUGGGACUGGAGAACUGGCUACAAUUUUCAGAGAGUUCAUGCAGCCGUACAGCCUGGCUCUUUGGACAGUGAAUCAGGAAUAUUUGCUUGUGCUUUUGACCAGUCUGAAAGUCGAUUACUAACAGCGGAAGCAGAUAAAACCAUCAAAGUGUACAGAGAGGACGAUACCGCAACAGAAGAAACUCAUCCAGUCAGCUGGAAGCCAGAAAUUAUCAAAAGAAAGCGAUUUUAAUGUGGUGGUGUCUUCAUGGUGGUUCCUCUAUUUUUUUUUUUUUUUUAAAGCUUGGCAUUGAUGAGGCGAUCCAGUCAUUCUGUGUUCUGGCUGGGACUGUAAAGGAGCAACUCACUUGCUGGAACUAUUGCUGCUUCGUAUUUUACAAUAAACUGCCCCCCAUGGCCUUCCCUAUCCCAUGUUUUUUUAUUUCUAAAAUAAAGUGUGUGACCUAGAAAGUAAGACACAAA
This is a messenger RNA of Cavia porcellus (domestic guinea pig), 1904 nucleotides long. RefSeq names its product pleiotropic regulator 1 (gene Plrg1). The coding region runs from base 127 to 1674 and encodes 515 amino acids. The transcript is spliced from 15 exons. NCBI's taxonomy places the organism in Eukaryota, Metazoa, Chordata, Mammalia, Rodentia, Caviidae. Gene Ontology annotation, cellular component: catalytic step 2 spliceosome; precatalytic spliceosome; Prp19 complex. Gene Ontology annotation, biological process: mRNA splicing, via spliceosome. Gene Ontology annotation, molecular function: protein binding. The record is from RefSeq and is a predicted model, not a curated record.